Molecule: messenger RNA, 792 nt
Organism: Vicia faba (fava bean)
Lineage: Eukaryota; Viridiplantae; Streptophyta; Magnoliopsida; Fabales; Fabaceae
Source: the annotation of a GenBank genome assembly
AUGGACAGCUACUACAACACCAGCUCCUAUGGUGGUCAAGGGAAACAACAUCGUCCCGGCCAGAACCAUUCGAAUAGUGAGCUUCUCUACUCUGCUAAGGUGUUGUCGGAUGCAGCACAAUCAGUUUACAACCAUGAACCUGGCAAGAUGGACAAGGCCAAGGUAGCAACUGCCGCUUCCAAUGUUUUAGGUGCAGCUGGUGUUGAUGAGAGUAAGGGGUUUGGCAUGUACGUUGACAAAGCCGCUGUUUAUCUUAAUAAACACGACUCUUCCUAUGGAGGAAAGACUGGUCAUUCUGGUGGUGGAUUCGGUGUAAGUGGUGGUUAUGGAAAUAAGGUUAAGGUUACUGAACAUUCUGAGAGUGGUUAUGGACGUUAUGGUGGUAGUUAUAAUAGGAAUAAUACUGAGAAUGGAUAUGGAAGUGGGCGUUAUGGUGCCAGUGGUGGUUAUGGGAAUAAUAAUGAGAGUAGAUAUGGCGGUGAACGCUACGGUGGUAGUGGUGGUUAUGGGAAUAUUAACGACAGUGGGUAUGGCGGUGGACGUUCUUCUGAUGGUGGUUAUAGAAAUAAUAAUGAAAGUGGUUAUGGUGUUAGACGUCCUGGUUAUGGUGCUGCUGAUAACCGUGAGGGAGUACGAUCAAGUGGGAGUUAUGGAGAACAAAACUAUUCUGGUGGAGGCUAUGGAUAUGGAGGGAACUCUGGUGGUGCAUAUGGUGAUGAAAGUUCUGGAAGAGGGUACGGUAGGGAUGGUGGUGAUAGUCGCUCCGGUGGUGGAUACGGCUAUGAUUAUUAG